Molecule: messenger RNA, 1071 nt
Organism: Nycticebus coucang (slow loris)
Lineage: Eukaryota; Metazoa; Chordata; Mammalia; Primates; Lorisidae
Gene: CYSTM1
Product: cysteine rich transmembrane module containing 1
Exons: 3
Coding region: 403-699 (98 amino acids)
Cellular component (GO): extracellular exosome
Source: RefSeq, a predicted model, not a curated record
GCCCCUGGGUAGAGCCAGGAGCCAGGGAACGGCUGCAGCCCGCCAGCUGCCCUCCCGGCGCCCGGCGACUGCUGUUGGGCUCUCCGGCCCGGCGCCGGCCGCCCGGCCUCUCCGAGUGGACUAAGGUGCCCCGCGAUUCUGCGGCUCUCGCCUCAGGAGGAGUCGGCCGGCUCGGAGCGGAGUCCGCCACACCCCGUCUCGCGGGACGCCUGCGGGAGGCUUCUGGAUUUCUUCGCUUUGGGCUGCUAUUUCUGAGGCGCUGCUACAAGGCUCCGAGCUGGGCCAGCUGAGGGCUGGAGGCCAGUCGGAGCCCCGCGGUGGGAACAGGGGCCGGAGGCAGACUAGAAGUAGAUUGGGACGCAAAACCAGCGCCUGCGGGGCAGGGGUGCUCUUUGCAGGACCAUGAUGAACCAAGAAAACCCUCCGCCGUAUCCUGGCCCUGGUCCAACAGCCCCAUACCCACCUUAUCCACAAGCACCAAUGGGUCCAGGACCUAUGGGGGGGCCCUACCCACCUCCUCAGGGGUAUCCCUACCAAGGGUACCCCCAGUACGGCUGGCAGGGUGGACCUCAGGAACCUCCUAAAACCACAGUGUAUGUGGUGGAAGACCAAAGAAGAGAUGAUGUGGGACCAUCAACCUGCCUCACAGCCUGCUGGACUGCUCUCUGUUGCUGCUGUCUCUGGGACAUGCUCACCUGACCAGGCCAGCCCUUCUGUCCUGCCACUCUGCUGCCACCUCCUGUAGGUGUGCCUGCCCCCAUGUCUUCUGACUGCUGUAAUAAUGACUAGCUCUGCACAGAAACCUCUUCCUUCAACACUAUGGGAUUCUAGAUUAGUGGGGGUUGCCGGUGUUUAAUUCAGUGACUUGAUCUUUUUGAUGUUUGAAGUGCAUUUCUUAUCAAUCUUUAACAAAUGUGCUAAAUGAUUCCUUUUAUUGGCCAAAGGCUUAGUUAUGAUAUAUAUAUUUAUGAUUUUAAAUUAUACAUUCAAGGUAGUGGCAAAAUGUAACACACCAUGGAAUAAUUUUUCUCUGCUAACACUCUAUGUUUCAAUAAAUUUGUCCAAAUCUCA